GUCAGCAUCCAACCCAAAUCAAGUCAACAAGCUCAAGGCAGACCAUUGGCAUUUGGGACGGUCUGGUCUUUCUGCAAAUUACAAUACUCAACGAUCCGCUAAAAUGCUGCUCUUAGACUACCAGAACGUUCUGAUACAGUCGGUUCUCACCGAGAGGUUUUCCGGGUUGGUUGCGCCUCAUAUUUCUAACACCUCCUGCUAACCCGGUAUGAAGCGCUCCUCCUGUCAACAUUGACCAGACGGUGUCAGACUUCGACGGUGUCACCUUCCAUAUUUCCACUCCCGAAGCCAAGUCGAAAAUCGUCGUCUCGAUACAGAUCCGAUGUUACAAUGAUCUCUUGAAAUACGGGGCACAACAGGUUCUGGAGCGGGAGUAUGGCCCUUGCGUUAUUGCCCCAGAGGCUGGUUACAAUUUCUCCGUGCAAAUCGAUCUCGAAACUCUGCCAGAGGAUAAAGGUGCGUGUUUGUCUUAUAUCCAGGGCUUUCAACUAACACAACCAAGAGGCACGGGAUGACAUUAUUCGGAGGGUGUCGUUGUUAAAGAGAAAUGCUAUGGCUGCGCCAUUCGAACACGCCUUUGACGAACAUCACAAAUUGGCAGACGAGGCAUCCAAGUUUACAUCAGAAGAAGCACCCCAAGGAGUUCGAGAAGGUGGCGAUGUUAUGGGCAUCCAUUACCGUGACGAAGAAGCAAUCUACAUCAAGGCCAGCCAUGACCGAGUUACCGUCAUCUUCAGUACGAUCUUUCGGGAAGAGACCGACAGAGUAUUCGGCAAGGUAUUCAUUCAAGAAUUCGUUGAUGCAAGGAGGAGAGCUAUCCAGAAUGCCCCACAGGUGCUUUUCAGAACGGAUCCCCCGCUUGAGCUACAGGGUGUACCCGGAGUCAAGGAUAGUGGAAAUGGAGAGAUAGGAUACGUAACUUUCGGUGAGAAUGGUUGGUAUGGCAAGCAAAUCCAAAGCUAACCGUCUCAGUUCUUUUCCCAAGGCAUAUGACCCGUCAAAGGCGCGAGGAGGUUAUAUCUCAUAUUCAAACCUUCCGCGACUAUUUCCAUUAUCACAUCAAAGCCUCAAAGGUAAGCGGAAAUUUGAUAUGGGGAUAGUACGAUGACGCUAAACCCCCUUAACAGGCUUUUAUCCACUCGAGAAUGCGAAGACGCACUGCCGAUUUCCUCCAAGGUAAGAAUUUUCAAGUAUCAAUUAUAUGCAUAACUAACCAUGCAAAGUUCUUCGAAGAGCACGGCCAGAAAACGAGGAAAAGGAGAGAAAGACGGCCAGCGGAAGAACCUUCAAGGUUCAAGGGAGCUAA
Messenger RNA from Hymenoscyphus albidus, 1306 nucleotides. Lineage: Eukaryota; Fungi; Ascomycota; Leotiomycetes; Helotiales; Helotiaceae. The record is from the annotation of a GenBank genome assembly.